This is a messenger RNA of Paraglomus occultum, 444 nucleotides long. The record is from the annotation of a GenBank genome assembly. Lineage: Eukaryota; Fungi; Glomeromycota; Glomeromycetes; Paraglomerales; Paraglomeraceae.
AUGGACUCAUACCCAGAAACAAAAGAAACAAAAGAAGGUCUGUCGCAACCCCCACAAUAUGAACCGCAGCCCGCGAUGAGUAUACCCCAAGAGCAAUCACGAGUUGUUGUCACUAGUCGUCAAGGACGUUGGAAAGCUGAUCUAUUCGACUGCUUCGCUGUCCCCGGACUCUGUAUCAAAACCUGCUUUUUGCCUUGUCUCACAUAUGCCGAAACCAAAGAAAAAAUGAACAGCAACAUGGAUUUCCGUACAAAUUGUUUGUGCUACUGUGCUGCAGUGUACACAGGCUUUGACUGUUGUCUUGCGACUGUAACACGUGGCGAAAUUCGUGGGCAACAAGGAAUCAACGGUGAUAUUGUCGAAGAUGCUUGCACUCAUUUGUGGUGUGGAUGUUGUGCUUUGAUCCAGGAGCAUCGUCAAUUCGAUGAUGAACCUUCUGAAUAG